Messenger RNA from Guillardia theta CCMP2712, 2428 nucleotides. RefSeq lists its product as hypothetical. Gene Ontology annotation, molecular function: calcium ion binding. The transcript has 7 exons. The coding region runs from base 1 to 2385 and encodes 794 amino acids. The record is from RefSeq and is a predicted model, not a curated record. Lineage: Eukaryota; Cryptophyceae; Pyrenomonadales; Geminigeraceae.
AUGCGGGGCAAGAAGGAGGGGAUGGAGCUGGAGGAGAAGGGCAACAAGGGAAAGCUGCUGGAGUUCAGAGUAUCAGAUCCCUCCUUGUUCUCCGUACCUUCGAAAGUUCACCCUGAACCAGCGGGGGAAGAGCGGGCGUUGAUUGCGAGGAAGAAGAGCAAGCGGAACGCAAUCAGAUUUGUCAGAGAGCUGAUCGUGUUUGUGCUGUGGGUGACAUGCUUCUCUGCAACAAUUACUUUAACGAGGGACAACACCCUGAGCUAUCAGUUCGGCUUCUUGUUCAAGAACUGGCUCAUCACAAACCCAGGCUGGGGGCAGGAGCUGACAACAGUGGGAGACUUCUACUCCUUCUUGCAGGAAGUGCUGGUGAAGAUACUUGCUGAUGACGUUCUUCCACUUGGCACCUACUCGCCGUCUCUGUCGGCAAAGAGCUUCCUUUACGGGAACAAGAGGAUCGGACCUCUCAGAAUCCGACAAGUGCGCGUCCCCUAUACGACCUGCCGCAACCAAUACCUGACAAGAAUCCUCGGAAUCGACUCUGCUGUUUCCAACAUCCACUGCUACCCGCCCUUCAGCCUCUCCACGAACUUGGACAGCAAGUUCAUCAAUGAUCUCGGAGAAACUCCCAAGUUCAACCCAACAACAGAACCUUGGUUCACUUUCUAUACCGCGAAACAACUCUCCGAGAUGGCGUACUUCCAGGCCGGCUUCGCAAGUUACCCCGGGUCAGGUUAUGUCCUUGACGUCGACAAAACUUUCUCUAUCACAAAUGAUCUUGUGAUGGAGUUGAUUCCCAUCGAUUCAACGCAGAAUGUCAACACAAGUCUCAAAACCAUUCAAGACUCAGGAUGGAUAGAUCUCAUGACAAGAGCCAUCUUCGUUGAUUUCUCCUUCUUUAAUCCCAAUCUCAACCUCUUCUUGGUUACAAGGCUUGUGAUCGAGUUCCUGCCAUCGGGAACAGUAACGAUGUAUCCAACAUUUCGAAUCGUAGACCCGUUUCGAUUCUCGACGGGAACAACAAAGGACUUGCUUGUCAUCGCUGCAUUCUCAGCUGUGGUGCUCAUCACUUUGUACUAUUUCCUUGCCGACAUGCUAGACAUAGCGAAAGGUCCUUUCAGAUUCGUCAAGUCGUUUUGGCAGAUCUUUUCAUUCUUGAAUGUCCUUAUGAUGUUGGCACUGGUUGGUCUGACGGUCUGGGAUGAGAUGGCUGCUCGAGCGUUGUUUUCAAGCCAGCAGGGUUCGAUCAAGCAAGGAGAUCUGCAAGCGACAGGGUACAUGUUGGAUCAAGAGAAGAACCUGGCUGGGAUCAUCUUGAUUUUCAUGUGGAUCAAACUUUACAAAUACUUCUCCAUGUCACGAAAGCUUUCAACACUCACGCGAACCAUUGCCAAGGCAGCAUCGAACGUCAUAUUCAUUCUGAUCGUGCUAAUUAUCCCUACCAUUGGCUUUGCCAUGGGAUGUACAUUGAUCUUUGGAUCUGACGACUUUUACUUCUCGAAUUUCAAAACCUCUCUUUACACGCUUCUUCGAGCAGCUUACGGAGAUUUCAAUUUCCAAGAUUGGUCGUCAAACCGAUACCUCGGUCCCAUCCUGCUGCUCUUUUGGGUGUUCUUUUCAAACUUCCUUCUUCUCAACAUCAUCAUCGCUAUACUGUGUGACUCGUUUGCGGUUGUGAUGGCUGAGAACGAGGAGCUAAGAGCGAGGGGAGUCAAGAGUGUCUUGGACAUCUUCUUGGAAUCAGGAGUCUUCGGAAAGAGGAUCACCAACAUCAUCGAGAAGCAGAGGCAAGUCGAGGACAUCGAAGCUGCUCUUGAGAAGAUGGAUGCAGAUGGUGAUGGCAAGACAGACAUGCAGGAGCUUGAGUCUUGGCUGUCCUCUACAGGUGCCGACGUCGUGCUGGGAAUGAACGCAGAGGACAUCAUGGAGAAGUACGACAAGGAUGGGAGCGGGCUGUUGGACGCGGAGGAGAUGGAGCAGAUCAAAAGGUGGGUGGCCUCUGAGAGAAAGAAGAUCGAGGAGGAGAGACGGAUGGACUCGGACGCGAUGCUUGACACCGACUACCUGGAAGAAAAGCGGACGAAACCGAGCUUCGACAGCUCCACUGCCAUGGCGUUGAUGCAAGGUGGUGGAGGAGGUCUGUCAACUGCUUCUGAGGAGAGGAUCUUGAGCAUUGAAAACAACGUGAAGGAGAUCAAAGAGAAGGUUGAAGAGAUUCUCAACAAACUGAACAACCUACCUCGACUCGAACUGAACCAAUCCUCGUCGCAGCAAGGUAAGAGUGACAGUGACCGGGUCAGAUCGACGGUCAGGGGCAGCUCUACCUUGGGCAAACCCAAAGUUGAAAACAAGUUCAUGGCAGAGAAGUCCAUUGUGAGCGAAGACUAGAUGUAUUUGUAAAACCUUGUUGUAAUUAUGAGCAUUGAACGUG